Molecule: messenger RNA, 5061 nt
Organism: Anastrepha ludens (Mexican fruit fly)
Lineage: Eukaryota; Metazoa; Arthropoda; Insecta; Diptera; Tephritidae
Exons: 7
Coding region: 998-4237 (1079 amino acids)
Biological process (GO): cilium assembly; centriole elongation
Cellular component (GO): centriolar satellite; centriole
Source: RefSeq, a predicted model, not a curated record
AAGACGAGGAAACGGCAACGGUUUUCCUUCAUCGUGAGCCUUUCGUGUCGUUUGGAAUUUGUAUACAUCGAGAUUCGGUUCGCAGCCGUCUGUCUUGUGAAAUUUCUGGAAGUUAUAAUUGCAAGAAAAAAUCCGUAUAUGUAUAUUGUGAAAAUCACCGGUGUAUAGUGUAAUUUCGUUGGCUUGUGAAAAUUCUGUGAAAGUGGGUGCGAAAUUAUUAUAUAUUUAUUUUUUUGUGGUAAACGGUUGCGUCCAGAGCGUUUUCUAGUUUGAAGAGUGUUGUUUAAGUUUUUUCAAUACUACUAAAAGUGUCGUCACACCCAUGUGCGAGCUUUAAGUGCACGCAAAAAUUAUCAAUACCGAAGCGUCGAGGAAAAAUCGAAAUUGCACGAAAACUAGGGAAGCAAGGAAGAGUGUAAAAACUCCCAAGCACAGUUAGAGCCCACAGGAAGCAAACGGCGAAAUUUAAUUGGUAGAGUGAUAUCUACGGUACUGCCACCAGUGUACAUUGAAUUGGGAUUGUGAAAAAACAACAAAAACUACAAUAUCAUUAUUCCUUCGAGAGUAUUGCAGCAAAUAGAAGCAAUUGCACUAGCUAACUCAACAACACCAACAAGUAGGCAAUUACGCUGCAUUGUGCGCACUAGUCUUGCGCUAUUCUUAGAUUAUCAUCUGCACUCUUGUGAGCCCAUCGAAAUUGUUUGUGCAUCCAACGCGAAUUGCCAAAAUAUUUGGUGUUGUAACAUUUUACCACGACUAGGUACGCGAAACGUCUGUAGGGAAUUCGUGUUUGAGCACUGCCCACAAAAGUUUGCCGGGCGUACUUUUAUAGUGCAAAUACACCAGCAACUACAAUAGUGGUUGCCUUUUUCAGCAUAUACCAGAAAUUUAUGCGCUCUACCGCAACGGCGGCGUCAAAGGUGUACAGUCGAAGGAGUCGUUACAGUUACAGCAGCGGCAGCAGCUGAAGACAGGUGAAAUCCAGCUACGCUUCAGAAUGCUAUUUGCAGCUUGUUCCACCGCAGCGCCCAAGGUGCUGCAGCAUACUACGCACACCGCAAGCAAUUUGGGGCAGCAGCAGUUGACAACGUUGCAACAGCUGAAAGAUCAGCAUGCGAUGUCCUUGUCGCCGUCGUCGUCGUCAUCAUCUUCGGGUAUGCCAACGCCAUUGCAAAUGUCACCGAAACAUCAAGUGGUAUCAACAGGAACUGCAGUUGCAGCAGCUGCGGUGGCAGUGGCAGCGGCUGCGCGUGCAAACGAGGAGGCCAAAGAGGCAAUGCGUAAACUCGACGCUAAGCUGGUCGCCUACUUGGCCGGUGAGACAAAGCUGCAACCAAAGCAACGAAAGCAAUCGGAGCAGGAGCUGGAGUUGAAUUCGCAAAUUGAUAUAAAUGACUACACCGAUGAAUUUGCUUUGGAAGAAUUCGAAGAUCCUGUAGAAGAAACAGUUGAGAAUAUCACGCGCGAAGAGCUGCAGCUAUUUAGGCGCAUCAAGAGCGUAAAACUGCAAUUGGAAGCGCUCACACUAGAACCAGAAGGCACUAAACGCAUGGAAUUGCUGCAGAAUGAGACACGGCCCAUAUUCACCGUUGAAUGUCAGCUAUCGCAUGAGUUGAUCAAGCAUGUGCCGCGCUACGAAAUGUUCCACAUUAUGCAAUUCGAAUCGGAGAAGUUCCAUAGUCUAACUCAGUGUACGCGUUUCGGUCAGGAAGCGCAGCGCGAUGUCAACUUGACGCCAUUAAUUGAUGAACUUGAUUGCAUGAAUGGCAACAACAACAACAAUAACAACACCAUUGUAGAUAUGCCAAACUUUGGCCGCAUACACUUUGCAGUGUGGUGGCGCGAACCGGGUACUUGCUUGAAUGAAAUGCUUGGCAUGGGUGUUUUCGAAUUGCGCGAACUGUACGAUGCGGCACUGUUGGAACAAUGCAAGCGCAUAACCAUUCAGAGACGUGGCGUACCAUUGGCAUAUAUCUAUUUAAAAAUUAAUCUACUCUUGUGCGCAUCAGCUGACACCAACAACAACUCUACAAGCAUGACCUGUGAGGCAAUAGCAAUUAAGCAGCACCCAGGCGGUGAUAAGCAACAUGAAAAUACAAAAACCGCUGGUGGUGGUGCCGGCACUGACGUAAAUACCACCAAUGUGUCACAAUCGUCAGCUGCGGCAGCUGAAACCGCAUCAACCUCUUCGAAUACUAAAGCAAAUGAAACCAACACCAAAGAUAGUAAUACCCCUAAAGUAGAUACAGACAGCAUCUUCGAUAAGGAAACGAUGAGGGUACGCCUCCUAACAGGCCUCGUGUGCGCAUGUGAGGUUCGUCAAUUGCAAAUGUGCGCAAAUCGUGAGUAUCAUCUUGUGUGCGAUCGCUUUUGGAAAGCAGAGCAAGCCACAGCCAAGUCUAUGGCCGUGCAACAAUUCUACUAUCAAGAGCAAUUUGCCGUAGUCCGGGAUGAGCAGUUUCUGAGUUGCGUUAAAGGUAAGCAAUUGAAGCUACAAAUUUGGGAUCGUCCCUUGGGUCCAGAAACCGUAGAUGGCAAUGGAAAUCCGCGAGGACCAUUACAAUCGAGUGAACCGCUGGCUCCAGUAGGCGUGGUGCUAUUACCGUUGCAUCAAUUUUAUAUAGCAUUCAGCAAUGAAAUUAUGGUAAACCGAUUGGUUACAGAGAAGCUUCCCGUCAUCUCCGUUGAUGCCUGGUCACCGAUAAUAGGCCAGAGUGGUGAGAAGAUUGGUGAAAUUAAGUGUCUGUUGGCUAUUGGUAGCGAAGACCAGAUCAAUUAUCUUAAACAGGAUCGUGGCUUUCGGCCUCUACAUGCCGACAUGUUUAAUUGUGUUGCCAUGAACACUCUACACGAUCCACUCUAUCCAAAUCUUCGCAUGCCGCUUGAAAAUAUUGUGCGACCGCCAACAGUCAAACCAAAAAGUAUUCGGCCUACUGUAGAAUUGAUGGAAAUGUUGCAGAAGGCAUUGCAAAAAGUUCAGCCGCCGCCUUUGCCAGCACGAACAGUAGUAUCACCAGCUCCAACUCAGCCGACAACAACGACAACAACAGCUGCUCCGCCGGCAAGAGAUUCAAAUGAGUGUGGGGCUACUCAACCCGUGAUACGUUUGCCAGAACGCACCUUCCAAUUUGAGCUGUUCAUUCGGUGUGCGGCUGCAUUGGCUUUGAAUCCUGCCGCUAAGGGUAAGGGUGGAAAGCAUAGCGCCAAGCGUUCGGCAUCGAAACGUUUUCCGCCAGGCGAAGCACCAUCUACGUAUGUUACAUUUCAAGCGGAUGCGUGUUUGGGCGGUGGUGGACCCUAUAAGUCGCACGAAGGAAAUGUCUACGCCACAGAGGUUGCGGAGCGUUCCACGCAUCCGAAUUGGUCGGAGCGCUUUUUGAUCACAGUGGGCGCAGAAUAUUUGGAAAAUCCGAAGCAAAAUUUCAUUCUCAAGCUUUGGAAGAAGGCAAAUGUACCGCCUGGCACUACCAGUAGCUCAACUUCCACCACAACUUUGGUGCCCAAACCCAUUGAUGAUGCCAUCAUCGGUUUUAUCGCCUUAGACUUGAGCACUUUUUUGCAUGGCCUAUACAUUGGUGGCAUCUUCAAUGUGAUAGAUUUUAAUGGACGUAUAAAUGGACAGUUACAGUUGCAUGCCAAGCCAAUAGAUGGCUGGUACGCUAAGUACCUUGCUCACUUAGUAUUUCAGCAAACCCAAAUGCAAAAAAGUGAAUUACAAUUAAAGGCGGCGGAUAGUGGUGAUGAAAGCGCACAAGACCCUUCGGACGGUGCCACCGAGGACCCAGUUAAAAGAUUUGGUAGCGCAAUUCAUAAAGCCGUCAGUGCUAAAUUAGAGGAACUGAAUGAUAUCUCUCAACGCUUGCGCAUGCGUCUUAGCGAUAUAACCGGCGAACCUUUGCCAAACCAGUUGAAUACGACGGAGUUGAAUGAUUGGCGCCCGCUCAAUUGUGACUUGGAGGAGUUUUCCAUAGAUAAUGAAGUGACUGAAUUCGAGCGCGAUAUUAAUUCAAGUCCGUCGGAUGAUGAGAAUGUUCCUCAAUUAGUAAAGGAUAUGAUAUCGGUGUCAACGGAAAUCAUAAAGAAGGCCGCUUUGGAUGUAGGUGAUAAAGCUAGGGAUGCUGACUAUGCGGUUGGCGAUCGUAUAGUCGAAGGAACGGUUGAUGAUAAUAAAAGUGAUAAAACAGAAAUAUUGAUCUCAAAAACGGCGCCAGGAGCGGCCGACUCCACUGUCGAAUAGUGGCGACAUAAAUGCAGGAAAAUAACUAAGUCAGCAGCAGCGAUGAAAGCAAGAAUUAAGAUUAUAAUUAAAAUUACACAUAACACAUUGGCGCUUUUGCGUCAAGCCAUAGCACACUUAGCAUCACAAUUAACAUUUUCACCAACACCACCACCACCACCGACCGAAAGAGCAUCACAUUCAAUCCCUUUCAUAAUUAAAGCGCUCAUUGCAUUUUCAAUAAAGGCUCAAUAGUACUUAACUAAUUGUAUGCUUAAUACGUAAAGCGCAUGUUUUGCCAAUUUUUAUUAAUAUUAUUACAUAUAAAUUUGUUUACGAGUAUGAUGUAACUAUUACAAAAACUGCUACUAUAGUGGAAGUUUUAAAAGGUCUGCGAUUCUUAAUAGCUAAGCAAAAUUGUUAUCACUUUCUUCCCUCCUUACCUUUAUAAAUAUUGUAUUUCACCCAGUUAGCAUUAAUUACUUAAUUGAUAUACAUAAAAAUGUAGUUACGUAAAUACAUACAUACGUUUAAGUAAUCAAUUAUAUACUAAAUUUCGAAAGAAAAUAAAAUCGUAUUCAUAAAUGAAGUAUUUAGUUUCACCAAGUUAUUAUUAUUAUUAUUAUUAUUAAUUAUUAAUUAUUAUAAACAUUUUUGAAAAUUCCAUAAAAGUAGAAAUGCAAGGCAUUCGAUGAUUAUUGAUUAGAAUCGUAGGAAAUGAGCAAAUUAACUAUGUAAAUUCUUAUAUAAUAUAUGCCCAGCAACAAUCUUUGUGUAAAAAAUUGAAAUGAAAAUCAAAAUAAAUUCAAUAAAAUGAAAUGUUACCGGUUUUAUGUGAAAUCAAA